Molecule: messenger RNA, 360 nt
Organism: Scylla paramamosain (green mud crab)
Lineage: Eukaryota; Metazoa; Arthropoda; Malacostraca; Decapoda; Portunidae
Product: gastrula zinc finger protein XlCGF8.2DB-like
Exons: 2
Coding region: 1-360 (119 amino acids)
Biological process (GO): regulation of transcription by RNA polymerase II
Cellular component (GO): transcription regulator complex; PcG protein complex; chromatin
Molecular function (GO): DNA-binding transcription factor activity, RNA polymerase II-specific; RNA polymerase II cis-regulatory region sequence-specific DNA binding
Source: RefSeq, a predicted model, not a curated record
AUGAAGAGUUCCCUUAACACACACAUCCUCACCCACACUGGGGAGAGAAAGUUCCAGUGCCUGGAGUGUGGGAAAAGAUUUACCCAGGAGAGUAAUCUUAAAACACACAUCCUCACCCACACUGGGGAGAGAAAGUUCCAGUGCCUGGAGUGUGGGAAAAGAUUUACCAUGAAGAGUUCCCUUAACACACACAUCCUCACCCACACUGGGGAGAGAAAGUUCCAGUGCCUGGAGUGUGGGAAAAGAUUUACCAUGAAGAGUUCCCUUAACACACACAUCCUCACCCACACUGGGGAGAGAAAGUUCCAGUGCCUGGAGUUAGAGCUGAAAGGCACAAAACUACAAAAUAUCACGACCUAA